Sycon ciliatum is the source of this 1890-nucleotide messenger RNA. RefSeq lists its product as uncharacterized. The record is from RefSeq and is a predicted model, not a curated record. The coding region runs from base 1 to 1890 and encodes 629 amino acids. The transcript has a single exon. NCBI's taxonomy places the organism in Eukaryota, Metazoa, Porifera, Calcarea, Leucosolenida, Sycettidae. Gene Ontology annotation, molecular function: nucleic acid binding.
AUGUCCUCAGAGUUGACCGCAGUGGUGACGAAGGAAGUACAGGCACUGCAAGAGAAGGGUGCCCUGGAAGAGGUGCCCCCUGGUACACCUGGCUUUCUCAGUCCACUGUUUGUCGUACCGAAAAAGAAUGGCAAGAUGCGCCCAGUGGCCGACCUGCGGGAAUUGAACCAGUUUGUGCAAUACCACCAUUUCAAAAUGGAAGGUAUCGCCACGCUGCGGGAGCUAUUGAUAAAGAACGAUUUUAUGGUGAAAGUGGACUUAACCGACGCAUACCUGUCCAUGCCAGUGCAUCCAACCCUCCGUCGCUUCCUGACGGUGCAGUGGCAGAGUCGGCAGUACCGAUUUGCGGCUGUCCCGUUUGGCCUGGCAUCUGCUCCACGGCAGUUCACCAAGCUCCUUCACCCGGUGAUCACCUGCCUCCGCCAACAGGGCGUACGUCUGGUCGUGUACCUGGACGAUAUUCUGAUCAUGGCCGGAUCAUAUCAGGAGGCGUUGCAGCAUGUGGCCAAUCUCAUUCAUCUGUUGCUGGCCCUGGGCUUCCAGGUGAACUUCAGCAAGUCAGAGCUGCAGCCGGUACAAGUGGUGGAGUUUCCGGGCUUCCAGGUCAGUUCAAUAGCCAUGACAUUAGAACUCCCCACGGACAAGGUCCAUCGGACGUUGACAACUUGCCGGAGCUUAAUUGCCCAGCGACAGAGUACGGUUCGACGACUUGCCAGCAUCCUGGGACUGCUGUCCUCAGCAGCACCCGCGAUUCUUCCCACCAACCUGCAUUUGAGCGGCCUGGAAUCAGUGCGGGCAUCAGCCCUACGCCGGCAAGUACCAUGGGAGGAGACCGUCCCGCUAUGCGCAGCAGCACUGGAGGAUCUGUCUUGGUGGCUUCAGCACCUGGAGGAGGUCAACGGCCGCUCUAUUCCUCUGCCAGUUCCAGACCUGGUCAUGCAGACGGAUGCAGCAUCCACAGUCGGCUGGGGAGCAGUCUGUGGUCAUCGCCACGCAUCAGGCCUUUGGACGGUGGCGGAGAAGCACAUUCAUAUCAACUGCCUGGAACUACGUGCAGCCUUUUUCGGUCUACAAUCGCUCACGAAGGACCUUCGGUCUGCUCAUGUGAUCAUCGAAAUCGACAACCAGGCGGCUGUAUGGUGCAUCAACAAAAUGCGAUCAACCACCAGCCCGGAGCUGAACAGCGAAGCCCAACAACUGUGGCAAUGGUGCCUGGAGAAAGACAUCACCAUCAGAGCCGAAUACCGGCCAGGCGAAUUGAAUGUGGAAGCCGACUUUUGGUCACGGCAAACCAGAGCAGCACAGUGGAUACUCCACCGGGAAGUCUUUCAGAGACUAGCCAACCAACUUGCUUUUCCUCUGGAAGUGGAUCUGUUUGCAUCACGCACGGCUGCCCAGCUACCCCGAUUUGUGAGCUGGAAGCCAGACCCGCACUCGUGGAGGACCGACGCUCUCAGCUUCACAUGGUCAGACCUGAAUGCGUACCUGUUUCCUCCGUUUUGUCUCCUGACGAGGUGCCUGAGGAAGAUUCAAAGGGAGGAGGUAGCUCAGUGUGUGUUAGUUGCCCCGAUGUGGAGAGGAGCCCCAUGGUUUCCCCUCUUACUGAGCCUCUGUGUCGACCAACCAAUAAUGCUGCCUCAUCACCCUCGUCUACUCAUGAACGAGCAGGGCGACGUUCACCCUCUCGUGGAAGCGAGACAGCUGCGCCUAGUCGCUUGGCCGCUGUCGGGCGUAUAUGGCAGCAUCAACAACUUUCAGCAGACGUGUCGUCGCUCCUCAGUUCUUCUUGGCGUGGAGGAACGAGGAAACAUUACGACUCAGCUUGGUCACUGUGGUGUCAGUGGUGCCGUCAACGGGAGAUUAAUCCCGUUUCGCCAUCUUCCGGCAUAG